AUCUAAACCCCAACGGAUCAAGCCCAAGUUCAUCGGACUCCUCCUGCCACUCUUCGUCGCGGAAGCGAAGCGCGGAUUGCGAUCCCCUUCGCCCUGAUGGCAGAAUCCCUUCCCCUCCCAGGCCUUGUCGCCGGAGAAGCCCUCCCUCCCUCCCCGUCAUACCGAAAUCCUGACUCCACUCCCAACCCUCCACCUCUCCCUUCUACUUCACAAUGCUCGGCGGCGCCACCAUGGGAGGCGAUGGCCCGAGCUUGGCUCGCCUCGCUCCCGAUUGACCACUACCCCUCGGCGUCCGAGAUUGACAGCUUCAUCGACGCCAAUUCCGCCUCUUUUCCUGUCGACACCCAGCUCCCACCCCGUUCCCAGCUUCACCUCUGGAUUCUCUCCUUCCACGAGGCUUCCUCGGGUUUAAAUCAGGUCUCCGUGAGCGAUUUGGCGGAGUUUCCAUACAGAUUCCAACGCACCGACCUUUGGAAACCUGCCUAUAGAUGGCUGGAAUCGUUGGACAGAGAUGAGCUGGUUAACGCAAAAGAGGUAUCAGAAUGGUUGACAGCAAACCCAGAGGUCGCGGAGAGGUUGGUUACCAAACAUUCUCGCUACCAUACGAUGCAUUACAUACAGAGAAUGCAUUUGAAGUUGCUCAAGAAAAAAGGAAAAUUGCCAAAGGGUUUACAACUAUCAGUUGCAAAGGCGUCAUUGAAGUCUGCAAAUAAUGGGGUGACAAGUCAAGAAUUUGUUCUUCCAGGUAAAAUUUUGAACUAUCCAAUAAGGAAGGAAAAAAUGGUACUGCACAAGAAUAAAGAAGCUUUUCUUCGAUAUGAACUUUUAACGGAUUUGCAGAACCAGCUAACAAGUGUUCUGUUGAAACAAAAACAAGCAACUGACUCGAAGGAGUUUCAAUCUUCUUUUUGUGUGAAACAAAAGCCUGAAAAUGUUACUACUCAGUCAUCUGACAUAGGCAAAAAUGACACUCGUAGCCAGAUUUUUCCUGGAGAUGCAUCUCUCCCUCAUGGCGUGGUGAAUGUUCAUAUAAUGCAAGUGUCAAAACCUACAGCACUAUCUGAAAUGAUGAGUGGGCGAAAAAGGAAGCGGAACCCUGUCAUUGUGACUCCUGCUUGGUGUUACAGUGAAGCAUCAUCUGAUGCAUCUGAAAUUGAUCAACUAUCCAAUUCACGUUUUGAAGAAGGAACUACCAAUAUUUGGAAAGGGGAUAUGUAUUCUUCGUUCUCACGAAGUUCUUUCCAAAGGCAAAACAUUCUCAUGUGUUUACAGGGGCGUGAACAAGGUUUUAGCUGGAGAUCUGCUCAUCCUCUAGGUGGUAGUCCAGGAAGAAACCGAGAAAAAUGGAUUCCAUUUCUUGAAGGUUGGAGAUCUCUUGGUAAACAGUUUGAAGGGCCUGCUGCAUGGCUUACCCAUAGAAGCUAUUCAUCAUGGGUUCCUAUAUGGAGUGCUUAUACGUCAAGUGUGGCUGUUGUGCAACCUAUUGGCAGGCAAGGAGUUCAAAAGGUUCUUAAUGUCAGAUUUCACCCAGAUGGGCUGCCUCAAUUGGUUUGCAGUUCGAAUCAGGCUCCUAAUGAAUUACUACUCUAUAAUCUUCUUUCUGGCAAGGCAGCUCAACUUAAUGGUCACAAUUGUCGGAUCCAAGCUGUUGAAUUUGCAGCAAGGGGUGCUAGUAUAGUUUCAUGUAGUUCCAACUUGUUGAAGGUAUGGGACUGUACAACUGGGUCUUGUCUCUUUAACUUGGGGUCAGUGAAUGGUGAUGGAUCAACAGUUGGGCACAAGGAAAAAAUCAUUGCUAUGACAGUCAAUCGCUGGCAGUCAUGUCUUGUUGUCACCAGUGGUGCAAAAGGAGAUGGAAAACUUCUAUUAUGGAAUGCUUUGAGAGGUGAACUUGAUGCUGAUCUUAAUUCAAGCUUGAGACCACAAGAUCAGGCUCAUCCUUCAAUUAUUGCAAUGGAGUUCUGUAGCGAAAACAUGUUAAUAGGUGGGAGUGACUGUGAGUAUGGUGGUCCUGCAGUAGUGCAAUUAUGGGAUAUCGAGUCUCCAAAGACAUGUUGUUCUUUUUCUGCACAUGAUUCUUAUAUUACUUCGUUGAAAACAAACCCAACUGGCAACACUAUCAUCACAGGUGCGGGUGAUGGGACUAUUGGUUUAUUUGACAUCCGGACUUGUGCUACAAUCAAUCAUCUCUCUGUGGGCCCUGGUUUUGAGGUGACGUCUGUUUCUUUUAGUAGUUGUGGAACCUAUUUUACUGCAUCUGGCACAUCAAAUAAUACCUUGGUAUGGGAUACACGAGUUUUGCCAAUGAACUGUGUCCAACUAGCCCAUGAAAGCAAUGAUAUGCGUUUCUUAAGGCCUUUGCAUUGUUUGAGCCAUGGGAAGCAAAUGCCAACUGCUGAAUAUGCAGGUCAAGUUCCUGGCCAUGUUGAGAAGGGUGAUGAAGGAGUAAAUGAUGCUCGGUGGCUUCAGACAGAACCCGUAUUAGUAACUGUCAGUGGUGAUGGGAGCAUGGCAAUGUGGAAUGUUACCCUUGGUCAACCUUGCGUCAGACAUCUAUUUAGUCAUAAAAGAUGUUCUAAUACUCUUGCUGUAGCUCCAAAUGAUGAAUACUUGUGCACAGGAGGGGAUGAUCAAAAAAUUGUUUUGUAUCACAAGAAAGAUGGAGGUGCCCGCUUGAAGUGGCGACUGACUCAUCCACUGCAGGACGAUAAUUAGAAUGUUCUACUACAAUGGCUCUUGCAGGCUCAUGCUGACAGUCGAGUAUCAAAGAUGGGAACAACUUAAAUGCCUAUGAAUGAACUUCAUACGAUUGCCACAGGAGCGAAGCCAAUCAAUACGCCGGGUUAUAGCAAACUACUUGGAAUCAGAGGCACUGAUUGCAGCAAGUGGUGCUCCAGAAUCACCGAGGGUCUUUUGUUUUGGCUAACGACAUGAAGAUGGAAAGAGCGCUAAAGAUCGACUCUAAUCUAGAACAAUCGAGGAUGACUGGUCUGUUUGUUAGACUUCAUAGCUCUUUUCCCUAGCAGAAAUGUGUGUAUUAUUAAUAGAACCAUUGUGUUUUCUUUACUCUUUUAUAUCAAUCGACGAGCAUUUAAAAUUCU
Molecule: messenger RNA, 3101 nt
Organism: Zingiber officinale
Lineage: Eukaryota; Viridiplantae; Streptophyta; Magnoliopsida; Zingiberales; Zingiberaceae
Exons: 20
Coding region: 97-2715 (872 amino acids)
Molecular function (GO): protein binding
Source: RefSeq, a predicted model, not a curated record